AUGCUAUUCUCUAUAGUUAUAAUUCUUCUUAUUUAUCUCGCUUUUAAUCAUGCUAAUAUCUAUCACAUAAAUAGAUUAGCAUCUCUAGGAUUACUAUAUGUCCUUUAUCUAGCUUAUCAAAGUUUAGAUUUAAGAUAUAGUCAAUUUACUCUUUAUAAUGAUUGAUUUAAACUUAAUGAUACUAAUAUCCCUCUAGUUUAUCUUCAAAUUAUAUUAGUUAUUUCUUUAUUAAUUUAUAUCACUGUUAAACAACGUUAUAAUAUUACUAAUAUGUGAAUCUAUUUAUUAAUUAUUAUUAACUUAAUCGGUUUAAUAUUAUUUCCUAUGGUUAAUGAUUUAUUAUUAUUAUAUAUUAUUAUUGAAUUACAAAGUUAUUCUUUAUAUAUUAUAACAGGUGUUCAUCAUAAAUCAUAUAAUACUACAAGAGCUAGUAUGUUAUACUUUGUAACAGGUGGUAUUGCAUCUAUUGGUAUAUUAUUAGCUUCAUACUUUAUAUAUAAUAUUGUAGGUAGUUGUAAUAUUACUGAUAUAACUAAUUAUUAUGCAGUAUAUAGAUCUAAUAGUUUAUUUGAUAGUUUAGAUAUAUUAAUAUUAGCUUUAAUAUUUAAAAUGGGUCUUGCACCAUUACAUUCAUGAAGUAUAGCUGUAUAUAAUUAUGCACCAACAUAUAUUACAGGUUAUAUAUCUAUUGUAGCUAAAGUAUCAAUAUUAUCAUGAAUAUAUACUAAUUCUAAUUUAAUACAUUCAGAUUUAUUAAUAAUAAUAUUCUAUAUCUCUAUAAUUGUAGCAGCAUAUAAACCAUUAUUCCAAGUAAACUUUAAAACUAUAUUAGCUUAUAGUGGUAUAUUAAACUUUGGUUAUUUAUUACUUCCUGUAUGCCUACAAGAUCCUUCAUAUUAUAUUUAUAUUAUACAAUAUGUUAUUACACAUGUUAUGAUAUUCUUAUGUCUAUUAGCUAGUAAUGAAUUUGUUACUAAACCUAAUAGUCAAUGAUCACCUAUAGUAAAUGUAAAUCAAUUAAUUAUACCAAAUAAAUUAUUAUCAGUAUGUUUAAUAUUAUGUUUUUUAUCAUUAAUAGGUAUACCACCACUACCAGGAUUUUAUGGUAAAUUUUAUGUAAUACAAAGUUUAAUGAAAUAUAACUUUACUGUUGAAGCUAUAUCUAUAGUAAUAUUUAGUGUAAUAGCUACAUAUUAUUAUGCAUAUAUAAUUAAACAAUUAGCUACUAAUUUAACUAUACCAUAUAGUCAACCAAUUAAUAAAUCAGUAGCAUUAGUUAUAAGUAUAUUAUUAGUAUUCUUCUUAACAUAUUUUGUUUAUAUAUUUAAUAUUUUAGAUGUGAUUAGUAUAAUAUUAUCAUAA
Molecule: messenger RNA, 1362 nt
Organism: Lodderomyces pseudojiufengensis
Lineage: Eukaryota; Fungi; Ascomycota; Pichiomycetes; Serinales; Debaryomycetaceae
Source: the annotation of a RefSeq genome assembly